Molecule: messenger RNA, 1374 nt
Organism: Rhinichthys klamathensis goyatoka
Lineage: Eukaryota; Metazoa; Chordata; Actinopteri; Cypriniformes; Leuciscidae
Gene: chst14
Product: carbohydrate (N-acetylgalactosamine 4-0) sulfotransferase 14
Exons: 2
Coding region: 198-1298 (366 amino acids)
Biological process (GO): dermatan sulfate proteoglycan metabolic process; carbohydrate biosynthetic process
Cellular component (GO): membrane
Molecular function (GO): sulfotransferase activity
Source: RefSeq, a predicted model, not a curated record
ACCACUAGUGGGAAGUUAUGACUAGUUUCCCCCGAAAUCUGCUACCCAACCCCCAUAGCGCAGCUUUUUCUUCUUCCAUCUGAAGUCAGAUGAGUUGGUUGCUUCACUGAAGCGAUGGAUGUGUGUUGAUCUAUUUCUGUAUUUUGAGUCACCGAGCCUCGACAAACGGACGGACUCUUUAAUGCAUGUGAUUCACUAUGCCUCCUCGCAAGAAGGAGUACGGGAUUAAACGAGCGAGCGGAUCCCUUAUCCACUUCAGACCGUCCGUGAGCGCGACCACCGUGCGAAGACACUCUGCCGUCGUGCCUUCGGUGCUAACGUUCGCCGUGAUCGUGGCAUCCGGAGGCCUGUUGCUCAUGAUAGAGAAGGGAAUGUUGAACAGCGUGCAGACUCCGCCGCCACGAGCCAACGGGAAGAAAGUGGAGUACCGAAUGAGGAGUAGCGACGCAGCUGUGGACGUGGAGUCUCAGAUUGUACAGGAGAUCCGUAAUCGCACCAUAAGAUCGAUGUGCGGUCAGAAGAACACGGCUCACAGUGUGUGGUCUCUCAGUCCACUGCAGAGGAAGACUCUCCUCCAGCACAUACUGGUGAACGACGAGCAUCAUUUCCUGUACUGCUACGUCCCCAAAGUGGCCUGUUCCAACUGGAAACGAGUGCUGAAAGUACUGAGUGGCGCUCUAGCCAACGUGGACGUCAAAGUGAAGAUGGAUCAUCGUGCUGAUUUACUCUUCCUGUCUGACUUUUCGCCAGAAGAGAUUCGUCAUCGAUUACGGCAUUAUUUUAAAUUCAUGUUUGUGCGGGAGCCGAUGGCCCGCUUGCUUUCUGCCUAUCGGAACAAGUUUGGCGAAAUCGAGGCAUAUCAGCGUAAAUAUGGUGCAGAGAUUAUACGGCGCUAUAGAAAAGGCUACGCAAAGGAUAAAAAAAUAGCGGGAAAUGACGUGACAUUCACAGAGUUUGUACGUUAUUUACUUGACGAAGACCCAGAGAGGAUGAAUGAACACUGGAUGCCCAUCUACAACCUGUGCCAACCCUGUGCCAUAGAAUAUGACUUCAUUGGCUCGUACGAAAGGCUGGAGAGCGAUGCGGCUUACGUUCUGGAACGUGUCGGAGCACCGCAACACAUAGGUUUUCCUGAACGACAGACGUGGUACAAACCCGUCACCAAAGAAACGCUACAUUAUUACCUUUGCACUGUGCCACAGAAGUUCCUCAAAGAUCUUCUGCCCAAAUAUAUUCUGGACUUUUCUCUGUUCGGCUAUCCUUUACCCAACACAACCACUGAGUACUGUAGGCAUUAACAAAGACAUUGGUUUAUACCUGCUUUAUAAGACUGUCUAUAAUCUUUCAAUAUGUUAAUAUUUAAAAAAAAAAAAU